Molecule: messenger RNA, 1584 nt
Organism: Leishmania braziliensis MHOM/BR/75/M2904
Lineage: Eukaryota; Euglenozoa; Kinetoplastea; Trypanosomatida; Trypanosomatidae
Product: putative aminopeptidase
Exons: 1
Coding region: 1-1584 (527 amino acids)
Biological process (GO): proteolysis
Cellular component (GO): cytoplasm
Molecular function (GO): manganese ion binding; metalloaminopeptidase activity
Source: RefSeq, a predicted model, not a curated record
AUGAGCACCUACAAGCGCGUGCGCUCUGAGUCGGCGCGCGAGGAGGCGAACGUGUCUGCCUUCGUGGAUAGCUGUGUGAACUUCGAGAGCAAUGUGACGUUCUACACGGUAGAGAAAGGCCACGAACUGACUGUGAAGGCGGGGCGGGUGCAGACAGUGCUUGUGCUGGGUACGGAUGCACAGCUGAAGGAGACCUCUGCGACUGCGGUGUGUCCGUACUAUGAUGCGGCGGCGUGUGCUGCUGCGGCGACGGCUCCAGAGUCGCGUGCGCACGUGGUGAGGGUGACGACGACGGUGAGGCUGCUGAUUGGCAAGGUGCCGUCUGUUGCGUCGCGCCACAACUGCCCAUCGCGGCCGGACCAAGUGAGCGAGAUUGUGAAGCACGCGAUGGCGGAGUGCCCCGCGGCGGACAUUGAGGCUGGGCUGGACAUCUACUAUCUGGGCAGGGGUCAGGAAGUGAGCGUAGCGACCGCGAUUGCGCGGUCGUGCAACCAGUCGUUCACUGCGAAGCGCGGACGCGCGGAGAAGAGCUACCUCAAUGCUGGCCGCCCGGUGCGCGUGGUGAUGCUGUCUGGCAAGACAGCGUCGCUUGCUGUGAUUGCGCAGUGCGUGCAGCUGUGCCAGCGGCUGGUGAACGCGCCGACGAACCUGCUGGACACGGUGACAUUCACUGAGAUCGCUAUGCGGUGGAUCGACAAGCUGAAGGCCGCCGGCAACGAUGUGGUCACCGACGUGAUGGCUGGGGAGGAGCUCCGCGAGCGUGGGUACGGCGGUCUGUAUGGUACAGGGAAGGCCGCUGAGUACCCUCCGCACCUCGUGACGCUGUCGUACAAGCCAAGGGCUUGCAUUUCGCCCAAGGAUCGAGUAGCGUUCGUAGGCAAAGGCAUCGUGUACGACACGGGCGGUCUUGCAAUCAAGUCGCGCGACGGCAUGUGUACAAUGAAGCACGACAUGGGCGGUGCGGCAGCUGUGUUCUGCGGUCUGCUGUGCUUGGCAAUGCUGCAUGCCCCGAUUGAGGCGACGAGCAUCUUGUGUCUCGCUGACAACGCCGUGGGCCCUUGCUCGCAGCGCAACGACGACAUCCUGCGCAUGAAGUCCGGCGUCACCGUCGAGAUCAACAACACCGACGCCGAGGGACGCCUUGUUCUCGCCGAUGGUGUCUACCAUGCCUCCAAGGAGCUGAGCUACACGCCUAGCAUCAUUGUGGACAUGGCGACACUGACUGGUGCACAAGGCAUUGCGACUGGGCAGCACCACGCUGCCAUCUACGCCAACACAGAUGCCAGCGAAAAGCGCUUUGUCGCCUCUGGCAAGGUGUGCGGCGACUUGUGUUUUCCGGUCGUAUACUGCCCUGAAUUUCACAACCCCGAGUUUUACAGCGCCGUGGCCGACUACAAGAAUAGCGUGAAGAGUCGUAGCAAUGCACAGGUGAGUUGUGCCGGGCAGUUUAUUGGCAACAAUCUGGCCAAAGACUACAAUGGCGAGUGGGUGCACGUGGACCUGGCUGCGCCGGCGACCCGCGAUGAGGCUACGGGGUUCGGUGUCGCCUUGAUUGCGCACAUCUUUGCAGCGGAGCUUUUAUAG